AUGCAUUUCCCAUCCCUAAAGCAGCUCUUCGCCAAACCCUCCACCUCCGCCUCUGAGCCAGAAAAGAAGGGAAACCAGCCCCCCGAGAUUAACCAGGAACCACCACAACCAUCGAACCAGCAGCAGCCAGCCACCCCCGUCGAGAAGCAAGAUCCCCCUCCGUCCCAGCCGCCACGGCCGACACGGACGCCAUCGCCGAGGCGCAGGGCCUCGGAGGACUGCCACUAUCUGUGCGGGUGCAAGAACGACGCCUGCGGCAGGUCGGUGGAGGCGCCGGGGGACUUGUGUGAGGUUUGCGUGGCGCAUGCGUGCUGA
Phialemonium atrogriseum is the source of this 315-nucleotide messenger RNA. RefSeq lists its product as uncharacterized. The transcript has a single exon. Lineage: Eukaryota; Fungi; Ascomycota; Sordariomycetes; Cephalothecales; Cephalothecaceae. The record is from RefSeq and is a predicted model, not a curated record. The coding region runs from base 1 to 315 and encodes 104 amino acids.